Molecule: messenger RNA, 2750 nt
Organism: Mercurialis annua (annual mercury)
Lineage: Eukaryota; Viridiplantae; Streptophyta; Magnoliopsida; Malpighiales; Euphorbiaceae
Product: homeobox-leucine zipper protein HDG5
Exons: 11
Coding region: 249-2624 (791 amino acids)
Biological process (GO): regulation of DNA-templated transcription
Molecular function (GO): DNA binding; DNA-binding transcription factor activity, RNA polymerase II-specific; lipid binding
Source: RefSeq, a predicted model, not a curated record
GUGAGUGGGGUUUGGGAAUCAGAAAGAAGAAGAAGAAGAAGAUAGAGAUUAUAAUUUCUUCUUCCUUCCAAUUUCCAACAACUCUAAUCGGAAAAUCCAAGAAACAACCGACACAUAUUUUCAUAUUUUAUUUACAUUUUUUUAAAAUUUUAAACUUUUUUUACUGGAUAUUUAAUCAUCACUCUUGACUUGGGAGGUCGUUGAAGUGAAGGGAUCAGAUUGGAAACUUGAAGUAAAGAAGGAAAAAAAUGUAUGGAGAUUGUCAAGUAAUGUCAAAUAUGGGAGGAAAUGUGGUUUCUUCAGAAACUCUUUUUUCAUCAAACCCUAAUUUCAACUUCAUUCCUAACAUGUCGUUUCAUUCCUUCCCGACCAUUCUUCCUAAGGAAGAAAAUGAAUUAAUGGUUCGUGGGAAAGAAGAAAUGGAAAGUGGGUCGGGAAGUGAACAACUUGAAGAAAAAUCUGGUAAUGAACAAGAAAUCAGCACUCAGCAACCUCCUAAGAAGAAACGGUACCAUCGUCACACUGCUCGUCAGAUCCAAGAAAUGGAAUCCUUGUUUAAGGAGUGUCCACACCCAGAUGACAAACAAAGGAUGAAACUGAGUCAUGAACUCGGUUUAAAACCUCGACAGGUUAAGUUCUGGUUUCAAAACCGGCGUACACAAAUGAAGGCACAGCAAGAUCGGUCUGAAAAUAUUAUACUUAGGGCAGAAAAUGACUCGUUAAAGAAUGAUAAUUAUCGGCUACAAGCAGAAUUGCGGACUCUGAUUUGCCCUAAUUGUGGAGGGCCAGCUAUGCUUGGUGGGAUUUCCUUUGAGGAUCUUCGCCUGGAAAAUGCCAGACUUCGAGAUGAGUUACAACGUGUUUGUUGCAUUGCAUCGCGCUAUAGUGGGCGCCCAAUUCAGUCCAUCGGACUUGCUCCGUCGCUUCUUCCGCCUUCACUGGAGUUGGACAUGAGUAUAUACUCCAGGCAGUUUCCUGAUCCAUUAGGCUCUUGCACCGACAUGAUCCCCAUGCCUAUGCUCAUGUUGCCGGAACCUUCUUCCUAUAAUACUGAGUCUGGUCUCGUCUUAACGGAGGAAGAAAAAGGUGUUGCAUUGGAGUUUGCAUUGUCGUCCAUGGAUGAGCUUGUGAAGAUGUGCCACACAAAUGAACCUCUUUGGAUUAGAAACAACAACAAUGGAAGAGAAGUAUUUAAUGUGGAAGAGUAUGGUAGAAUGUUUCCGUGGCCUCUGAAUAUGAAGCAGCAAAACUGUGGUGAGUUAAGGUCUGAAGCUACGAGAGAUAGUGCUGUGGUUAUAAUGAAUAGCAUCACUCUCAUUGAUGCUUUUCUUGAUCCCAACAAAUGGAUGGAGCUGUUUCCAUCAAUCGUAGCUAAAGCAAGAACAGUUCAAGUUUUAGCACAAGGCGUUUCUGGCCCUAGUGGUUCUCUUCAGCUGAUGUAUGCAGAACUACAAGCUCUGUCACCAUUGGUGCCAACUCGAGAGGCGUAUUUUCUCCGGUAUUGCCAACAAAAUGUAGAGGAAGGAAUUUGGGGAAUUGUUGAUUUCCCAGUCGAUAGCUUCGACAACAAAAUUGAGGCCCCUUUUCCUUUAUACAGGAGAAAGCCCUCUGGUUGUGUUAUUCAAGAUAUGCCUAAUGGAUACUCAAGGGUGAUCUGGGUAGAACAUGCAGAGAUUGAGGAGAAGCCUGUGCAUCAGAUAUUCAGUCAUUUUGUGUACAGUGGCAUGGCAUUUGGAGCUCAUCGCUGGCUCGGAGUAUUACAACGACAGUGCGAGAGAGUUGCCAGUCUUAUGGCCAGAAAUAUAUCUGAUCUGGGAGUAAUUCCAUCUCCUGAAGCAAGGAAGAAUCUGAUGAGACUGUCACAAAGAAUGAUGAGAACAUUCUGUAUGAACAUCAGCAGCUGUGGUGGGCAGUCAUGGACAGCUUUAUCGGACUCUUGUGAUGACACAGUAAGAAUUACGACAAGGAAGAUGACUGAGUCAGGGCAACCGAGUGGAGUGAUUCUGAGUGCAGUGUCCACAACUUGGCUGCCUUAUUCUCAUCGCCAAGUGUUUGAUACGCUGAGAGAUGAAGAGUGUAGAUCUCAGCUUGAUGUUAUUUCUAAUGGGAAUCCGUUGCAUGAGGUAGCUCACAUUGCCAAUGGCUCUCAUCCUGGAAACUGCAUUUCUCUCCUUCGCAUCAAUGUUGCAAGCAACUCAUCGCAGCACAUAGAGCUGAUGCUGCAAGAGAGUUGCACAGACCAAUCCGGCAGUCACAUUAUAUACACAACCGUCAAUGUCGAUUCAAUUCAGCUGGCGAUGAGCGGCGAGGACCCAUCGUGCAUUCCUCUUCUUCCUCUAGGAUUCGUCAUCAACGAAACAUCCGGAAUUGAUUCCGUGCAAGAAAAUGGUAUCGAUCAUACUACUACUACUACUUCAGGCUGCCUCCUUACUAUAAUGCUGCAGGUUCUGGCAAGCACCGUACCCUCAGCAAAGCUUAAUCUGUCGACUGUGAAUGCCAUUAAUAACCAUUUGCGGUCUACAGUGCACCAGAUUACUGCAGCUCUUAAUGGUUCGUCGCAAAAUUCGAAUGCUCUUGAAGUAGCCUCAUUCCCUGAGGCUACUGCUGCUGCAUCGGAGCCAUAGUUGUGAACCGUGUACUCUAAGUAAACUUAAGAAACUAAAAUGAAAUGUGAAGGUAAUAUGGAUAGAGGGAGUCAAGAGCGCACCAAAGAUUAGUAUUUGGUUCGGGUAUUGACUUCUUUUUGUCUG